This is a messenger RNA of Amoebophrya sp. A120, 1360 nucleotides long. The record is from the annotation of a GenBank genome assembly. Lineage: Eukaryota; Dinophyceae; Syndiniales; Amoebophryaceae.
AUUGUCUCUCAAUGGUGGUUUUUCAGCGUAUCGAUUUUUGCAGAGAAAGCGGUAGCAUCAUGCUGAGAGUAAGAUAGCAAUUGGAUUGGCGUUUUAUUUCCUCUGGUAUGCCUUAAGUCAAUAAAAUCCACACGCAAUUUGCUGGCAGAUAACAGACAAAAUUCACGCCCUCCAGAUGUGGGAAGUUCGUGACAUUGAGGGUCUGUUUAAAAUUGGUGACUAAUCUAGGUUCAGGUUGUAGUCUUGAGUAGCCAGUGGUUUGUCCAAAAAUCAAAAUGAAGAGUGGUAUGCUGCCCGGCACGCUAUCACGGGCCAAAAUUUUGCGGGCUUUGUGUCGUUUUUUGCUUUUUUCCGUGAGCGAUCCUUUAUCCUUACUGAACGGUGGUUGCGACCUGGUCGGUCGCGAAGCCUGCAAUGGGUUCGCUUUCGCGCUCCGCGUCACUACCAAUGCCGCGAAGGCCAGACAUGGGAGCACAAGGAGGCUCGCGCAGGCCCAGGACAUGGCUGCUGCUGGUGCUGACGCAGACAAAGUAAACCCGACAGCUGUUUUAUCAUAUUGGACAAGUGUAACUUCUCCUUGGUCGUAUUUCUUUGUCAGGUACAAAGCUUAUGGCAUCCGUCAACUUCUGAGAGCAGUCAGAUCCAUGUAGCUGUAGGUAUUGCUUCGGAACGCUCCGUUGUAAGAAACGAAGAGGACACGAGCCCGAUGAUUUCUCUCAAAUGCACCUGGACCUGACUGCACCGCCUACUUGUUUGAUUGCUGGUGGUGGUGGAGGUGGUGCGCAAGCACAACAAAUUUGAAUGAUUGCAAAGCUGUACAGGAACAGGAGGAGGAGUCGGUGUUGAAUUAUGAUACGCAGAUGGGUACAUCAAACACCUGGCGAAAAAAUACCUGGAGCAUUUUGAUAUCCACCUGCAAGAACUAGAUCAUCAUAGCAUCACCAUGAAAAUAUUUGCGACGCGAGUAUGCUUGCGUCCAUGAUUUUCUGAACGUAUCAAUAUGAUGUCCGGCUGGAAACAAAUUGUAAUUGAGCAUUGUCAUUGCAAUGGAAAAUAAAUCAAGUUUUAUGGUGGUGCUGCUCAUGGAUUUUUGUCCACCCUUGGAUAUUCGGGACGAUAUCGCCAGCGGACGCUCCGCACCCAUAUUGGAACAAGUAGCCAAGCCUAGAUGGCGGGUCGAUGACGAGUUGCUACAAGUCACACGACGAAAAAAGAAAUUACGGCCUAGCAUCUGUGCAGUUGCGGGAUGCAGCUAGCAGUCUGCAUGGUGCUAACGCAGCGCUUUCUUUUCCACUCUUUCACCUUCAGCAGCGUCCACGCUAUAUGUUGAUAAUUGCAUAUGACGCAUUAUGUUAUUGGA